UGCUCCGAUAUAAUAUUUUCAACUCCGCUUCGCAACAAUCAUUCCUACCACAGCAACAUCUCAGGGGCUAGAGUCACUACUAUUGGCUCAAACAUCCGAUGGAGGGGCUGUUGCUACGGUGGGGAUGUUUGUCGCGAGUCGGAGUUGGCAAUUUUGCUCCGAUGCAGAGUUGUCAGAAAUCGACCGCUGCAACGUCACUCACACAAGAGGAGUCAUGUAGGGGAGUUACGUUCGCGUGCACUUAGAGCCACGCUGAUUGGUUCUUGUUCAAUGUGCGUGUACUCCCUACUACCGUUGCUUGAUGCUGCGGCGGCCAAUUUUUGACAAGUUUGCUCCAAUGUCUCGUAUGGCAGCCGAGGAACGGCGCCGGUGUCAGUACGGAAAAUCAUGACUCUCACACAAGACAAUCGAUAGUUUAAUCCUCGAGUCGUUAAUUCAAUGAGGAAAAUGAGGAAUCUGCUCCGCGUUAGUGCGGUCAGUUCCUGGCUUGCCACGAGGUUGUUGUUUCUGUAAUAUUUUAGCGCGAUGACUCCCGCUAACUGUAUAUCGUACCUGCUUUCUGCUCAAAAUGUUUGCGCGUAAAGCAGCAAUGAGCUCUGUUGGGCUGUUGAUCUAAAAGGGUUCAGCUAUGGCUGAAGGUGGAACGGAGCCAAAGUCUAUUGACGGUCAGAUUUCGAGGGGUCAGUUAGAGAUAAACGAAUGCCUCGGUAAUUGGUUGACGUACUUACAGACACUUAAUGGCCUAUGUACAGCUGGUACUAAACUGGCCCAAUCCCUGCAAGCACUUCUCUCCGUGCAUGACACGGUGGCGCAAUGCCGUCUGACAGGCCAAUGUUUGGCUGGAUGGGAAGAAUUGGCGAGAGCAACGCACAUAGCCAGCAGCACCGUUAAAAAUCACGUUAUUACUGCUCUGAGAGAUCAUGAGUCUCGUGACAAUGACGGGGAUAAGCAUGAUAUUCUCAGAGAAAAUCUCUUGACAUUUAUAAAUUUACAAUAUCAGUUCUGCGUCGCUUGUUGCGAGUGCUUGGGUGGCAUGGCGGAGUGCUCUUGCUCUCAAAGUGGUAGCGGCGAUUGCGACAUCGCAGCGCUUCAGCAAUGCUUUGAGCGUCUUUACAGCUCGCCGGUACCGCCACUUUCCUCCUCGUCCAUCCAGCAAUCCGCGCAGAACUGUCGAAGGUCUCCCCUGCCAUAUUCGUUAUUCCCUCUGCAGGUUCAGAGGAGAUGGUCGGAAACGGCGGCGGCGGAAAUGUCGGGCGAGUCCGCCGAGAGUACGAUGCGACGGUGGUCGAUGCCUUGGGAUUGCAAGCAUGUUAUAGAGUGGCCACGCCAGGACGCGAGGUCGCGAUUAAGGGUGCCCCAGCAGGAUCGCAGUAGAUCAACCACGCCCGACUCGGUGUGGAAGACGUCGAUGGCUAGUCAGGACGGUCUUCAGGAAGCCAUUCAGCUGUUGUCUUGCAAGCCAGGAGUUCGGCCGUCCAAUCAACUCUCGGCUUACACUAGUCAACAUAUCCCGGGCGUCACUUUGACGACCUGCAAUUUCGACUCGAAUUACGACUCUGCCAUUUGGUCGGGAUCGCGUAGGAUAGGUUCGCCUAGGUGCUGGCCCCAGGACUCCAGCGAUCAUUCUGAUCAAUCCGGUCAUCGUGAUAGCGAUCACAGCGUUCACAGCGAGCACAGGGACUCGGGUAAGGUUUCUCACGUCGUCAUUUAUCACAAUGAUAAAACUGUUAUGUCGGUGAGUGAUCGCGAAGGGAUUGACACUGUCGUAAUGUUGCUGCAGAACAGAGCGGUGCCAGCGGCAGUCAUGGCGAUAGCAAGGACAGCAUUCACUCCCAUUGCGAUCAUAGAGAAACCGAAACCGGUACAGCGGACACACUGCCGUCUCGCAAGAGCAGCUCGUCGACCGACUCCUGCGUCUCGGCGCACAGCCGAUCGGGUUCGGAAAGCGCGGGUGGCGGGGAGUGCACGAGAUCGCAAUUGUACUCGAUGUGGAGCGGCGGCGAUCUAUCCUUCAUCAAGUUGCCGGAGAGCAACGAGAUACAAGAUGAACAUCCACCCACUUAAAUAUCCGACACUUUUACUUCAUAUCCAAAAUGUAUUCGGAAAAAAACUCUAUUUUUGGAUUACUGAACCAUGGAACUUCUAAGAAAUAUUUUUAGAAAAGUACUGUGUAUUAUAAAAGAUGUGAUAUGCGAACUAUUUGAAUUGAAUCAAAUAAGAUUUGAUUCAGAUUUCAAUCUGUGUGAUUAAAAUCUGAAUUAUUCAAAAAUUUUGAAUACGAAUCACAUAUAAUGACUAUCUUAUAAAAUCAUAUUGAAAGUGACUUUAUAUCAUAUAAUCGAUAUUACAUUCCUUAUACAAAAAUUCUUUUUAUUAUUUGUAUAUUAAAAUUUAAUCUAACAGCGAUUAUAUUGUUAAUUAAAAGUUAUGUUUCAACGAUUACAUUCGAUUUAAUCCGACUUGAUUACUUCGGAUAAAAUUUGGUUGACUCGAUUUGAAUUUGAACAAAGAAAUAAAAUGAUUGAUUUGAUUUGAUUCAGCAUCAGAAAAUCUUGAUUCACAUAUCUCUACGAUGCAUAUUGACAAAAUUAAAUAAUUUUUAAGAAAUAAAAUAUUUUGUAUAAAAAUAAUUUUUUUUGUUGUUAUACAACUGUGACGUUUUCACAGAAGGAAUCUUCUUCUAUUGUGUGAUAUUCGAAGAGGUUUUCUAUAUUUUGUUUUGUGAUUUAAAUGGUUCAGUGAUCCAAGAAAUAAAUCGUCGCCAUGAUAAGACUUGUUGACCUGUGAAUUCACUUAGAAGAUGCGAUGAAUUUCAUUUGUGAUGUAUACAUGUUUGAUAUAUUUGUGACGGCGCGAGUUAGUACGUGCAUUGAGUGUGCAACUAACGAUAGAAAAAAAUAUAUAAAAAAAACGUUAUACAGGUUGCCCACCUCGUAAUGUUUAUGGUAUACUUAAAAUCGUGCGCGAUGGAAUUCGCAGAGCAUUCGACACUAAAACUAUCGGUUAAUUUCUACUGUUUAAUUAAAUAUAUUGUGUACAUAUAUAAUUGUGGAAAAAGGGAGAAAAUAAAAUUGAUCGAUUCAAUUAUUUACAUAUUGAAAAUUGCGGAAAAUAUCAGAAGAUGUACAAAUGUUAUAAUUUGAGUGAUUUCUUUUCUUUGAAAUCACAAACUGGUCAUUUGGACCACUUUGGUAAUUUUAAUAAAAUUAAAAGCACCUGUCAAAUUUAAAGAAUUUUUAUUAAACCGUUAAAUAAUACGAGGUGUAGCUCCAUUUCUACGUUAAAAAAAAUGGACGUUCUGUAUGUUGUUAAAAUUCGUAUAUACAGAUGUACGCAUGAUCCAACUGAGGAGUAUCGUUUCGCUCAUUUACGAAGAUUAUUCUUCGUUCCCUCAAAUUCCCAGCUCGAGUUAUACCAAAGUGCACGCGCAUGUGACCGUUAUUCCCGUGCUCCGUCGCACUGGAUAGCGCGAAUCUUGAGAGUGUCUUCGUGCACGCAUCUCAUUAAAUAUCCUUACUGAAUCGAUCCCGAAGCAUAUCACAUUCCACUCAAAGAGACGCUCACAAUGAGAGAAAAAACAAAAAAAAACAUGAUCGAAAUUAACAUUGCAAUGUAUUACCAUCAUUGAUAGAUAACAAUAAAGUAAAUUGAACAUAUGUGUAUAAAAUACGUGUAAAUUGCGUAAAAUCAUAUUAAAUACCGUUGAAAAUAAGAAAAGUAUCACUAACAAUAUAAAAUUAAAAAUAUAUCAAACAUUGUCCGAUCGUAAAACGCCACAGAUAAAAUUUGCAAAAUGUAUUUGAGGAAAUACUAAAGUAUCUUAUUAAAAAAAUGAUCAGGAUUCCUCAGGUUAUUCUUAAUUUUAUUCUUAAUUUUAAACCUUCUGAAAGCCUUUUUAAACCUUUUUAAAACUUAAAAUUAUCAAUACUUUUGAAAUCCAAUCUGCUUCUUUUUUAUGCAAUACUCGAAUAAAUUAAUUAAAUAAUAAUGCAUUGUAAUAUUAGUUGAUAUUGUUUUUUCUCUCUGUGAGAUGUCGCGUCUUACGUCGUCCUAAUCGCGCUGCUGCGUGUACAUUAAAACUGCCCUGGAGAUACGCAGUGCUCUACCGCUCGUAAAUUUUCGAACACUUCAUACAUGUCCGAUAUUACAUAAAUAGAAUUCGAUACAUCUGCGUAUUACAUAAAUAAAAGUCAAAUAAAA
Solenopsis invicta (red fire ant) is the source of this 4200-nucleotide messenger RNA. RefSeq lists its product as uncharacterized. NCBI's taxonomy places the organism in Eukaryota, Metazoa, Arthropoda, Insecta, Hymenoptera, Formicidae. The transcript has 9 exons. Bases 629 to 2146 code for a protein of 505 amino acids. The record is from RefSeq and is a predicted model, not a curated record.